This is a messenger RNA of Botrytis byssoidea, 864 nucleotides long. RefSeq lists its product as uncharacterized. Lineage: Eukaryota; Fungi; Ascomycota; Leotiomycetes; Helotiales; Sclerotiniaceae. Bases 1 to 864 code for a protein of 287 amino acids. The record is from RefSeq and is a predicted model, not a curated record. The transcript is spliced from 3 exons.
AUGAAGCUCCUUAUUGUCGGCUCGACCGACAUACUUGGGCAGGAACUUGUCAAACAAGCUCUUGACAACAUCGAAGUCACAUCUAUCAUAGCUAUAUCGGGUCGUAAUACAGUGCCACCGCAAGUACCUAGUGGCGUUUCGAAAUUGGUGACGUGCGCGUUUCCCGAAACAACUCAGGACUGGCAAAGACUAGAUGUCGAUGCUUCUGCAAUGGUUGCUUGUAUUUGGAACAUUAAGCCAGGUCGGAGCGGAUCAAAUAAUAAACCUGAUUACUACGACCAAGUGUACCAUCUCGAUGAAAUUAGAUACGGCAUGGAAUGGAUAGCGAGGCGACGGGGACCAAAUUUCACGAUCCCUGCGUCCGCUGAAGUGACCCCCCUUAGGUUCAUUUACGUGAGCAGUUCGCGAGCCAAAGUACUCCAGAAGGUGAAUAAAACUCCGACUUCACGUUCGAUACAGGGAGUCGGAGAGCAAAGAGUUUUGAGUUCCGCGAGAGAUCUUAGUGGACAUGUGCAGGCAUGUGUCGCAAAGCCGGGACACAUCAUACGACACGGGGACGGUAAAGGUUUGAAAGAAAUGGUGCAUACUGCUGGAUCAUGGGUUCGAGACGGUCUUAUAGGCCGGCUGCCAAGAAUUCAGGUAGAGAAAGCCGCGGCUGCGCUUCUGGAUAAAGCUAUCACGGGUAAUCACCCAGAAACUCUCUAUAAUAGGGAUUUGAUCAGAAUUGGGGAAAUGUCGCUCAGAGACCCAGAGGACUUUGUGACAGAUGAACAGGCUGAACAGACGAGUGGACAAGCAGGAGAGGCGGGCGAACAAGAAGAAGAGGCGGGUAAACAGGCAGCACAGACGGUUCAAGACGUUUAA